AUGGGAGAGUGCAACACUCACACAACUCAUUUUGUUUUAGUCCAUGGUUCAUCUGCAGGAGCUUGGGUAUGGUACAAGGUGAAGCCAAUGCUUGAGGCAGCUGGCCACUCUGUCACCGCUCUUGACAUGAGUGCUUCUGGGGUGAACACAAAAACACUUGAAGAAGUCCGUACUUUUGAUCAAUAUAACGAACCCUUGAUCGAGUUCAUCGCCAACUUACCUGAAGAUGAAAAGGUUGUGUUGGUGGGGCAUAGUUUUGGUGGCUUAAACCUAGCUUUCGCUAUGGAGAAGUUCCCAGAGAAGAUUUCUCUAGCAAUUUUCGUUACAGCAAUCUUGCCUGAUACUCAGCACCGGCCAUCUUUUAUGUUAGAGAAGGAUCUCACUCUCCAAGCGCUUCUAAAUAGACCAGGAUCAAUGUUUUUGGAAAGCCUGUCCAAGGCGAACAAGUUCACUAAUGAUAGAUAUGGAUCAGUUCCGCUAGUUUAUAUUGCUUGUCCUGAGGAUUUAUUGGUUACUCCAUCACUACGGCGUUUCAUGAUUGAACAAAAUGAGGUUAAGGAAGUGAUGCAUAUUCCAGCAGAUCAUAUGGCAGUUUUUUCCAAGCCUAAAGAACUCAGUCAGGGAGCUUGGACAUGGUACAAGGUGAAGACAAUGCUGGAGGCAGCUAACCACUCUGUCACAGCUCUUGACAUGAGUGCAUCAGGGGUGAACACAAUUGAGCUACAGAGUAGUAUAUUAUAA
Molecule: messenger RNA, 741 nt
Organism: Dovyalis caffra
Lineage: Eukaryota; Viridiplantae; Streptophyta; Magnoliopsida; Malpighiales; Salicaceae
Source: the annotation of a GenBank genome assembly